Messenger RNA from Talaromyces proteolyticus, 2079 nucleotides. RefSeq lists its product as uncharacterized. The coding region runs from base 1 to 2079 and encodes 692 amino acids. Gene Ontology annotation, biological process: positive regulation of transcription by RNA polymerase II. The transcript has 6 exons. NCBI's taxonomy places the organism in Eukaryota, Fungi, Ascomycota, Eurotiomycetes, Eurotiales, Trichocomaceae. Gene Ontology annotation, cellular component: nucleus. Gene Ontology annotation, molecular function: DNA-binding transcription factor activity, RNA polymerase II-specific; zinc ion binding; transcription cis-regulatory region binding. The record is from RefSeq and is a predicted model, not a curated record.
AUGGUGCAGUCGAGAAACACUGCUACUAGUAGCAGCGACGUUGGUGCUCACCCCCGAAGUGCAAGGCGAUCGCGGAAAGGCUGUCCUGAAUGCCGCAGGCGCAAAAUCAAAUGCGAUGAGAGUCAGCCUCGCUGUGGCCAGUGCCAGAAAGGGGGCCGGAAAUGUCGAAUUCUAGACUCUGUCUUCAAGCAACACGCUUUCACAGUCGAGCAGAAUGGGGCCAACCACACGACGCAGGCUGACAGGCCUGACGUGAACGACUCAGUUCUUUUCAUAGGGGCGAACAGCGAAGACUCUCCCACUUCAAGAGUCCGUCGAGGUAGGACCGUAAUAGCUAGUCCGCCAGGGCUGGACGCCUAUGCUCAAACAGUCCUCUUACCAAGUGAUGUGCCAAUCAACAAUUUCCCUGUUGAGACCACCACUACGAGAGAUACAGCCAACCAGCCGGCUGCCGAGAACUCCACUGUGGGUCACUCGAUCUUGAACAGCACUGAGGUACAAGACAUUUUACUGGAGGUUGAUUCUUCGAGAAACCUUGAGACACUUGAAUCCACCAUUCCAGAAAGAAACUGCGUGCCCGGGGAUUCGACAAUCGAUUCAUUCAAGGACUCCCAGGAGGAACUGUUCCUCCUCCGGCAUUAUUCGGAAUGCAUAGCUCCUUGGAUGGACUUACUCUACCGUUAUGAAGUUUUCAGUCGUGAAACCUUAACCCUGGCCCGAGACCAUCCCAUACUGCGCUAUGCCGCCUGUGCGGUCGCUGCUAAGCAGCUUGGUCAAAUGAGAAUACCUGUCUCGGAUGUUCUUCGAGGAAAGACUCAAAAGAUGAUCGCUUUAAAGUUCACUCAAAGUCGGCUAGGCUUUCUCUGGUACAGCGCAAAAUACUACGAGAGAGCAAUACAGACGCUCGUCAAGUCUAUCACACCUAAGGAUAAUCAAUCGACGCAAAAUCUCCACAACCACGUCUCUCCAUCAGUGUCAUUAUCACAAGGCGAUCUCAUGGUACAAGCCGAGGGCGAGGACCCUAUUGUUAGAUUGCUAGGCACAUGCAUUCUUAUCCAGUAUGAACAUUUAAGCGCAACUGGGAAUGCUUGGGCUGGACAUUUGACUGGAUUCUCCAAGCUUCUUGAUCUAAUUGACGAUGGCAAAUUACUGGAACCGAAUUCAAUGUUCUCUCAGGUGUAUCCCUUCACAAAAGACAUUAUGGAACUCAAAGCUGGCUUUUGGAAUUUUGUCGUUAAUGACUUCGAAGAAUCAUUUGUUUCACAUCGACGGACGCGCAUAGAUACGGAGAAUCUUUCGCUUUGGCGCAACAUGGGUCUCGUUAUUGAGGACGAUGGCAGACUUACUACAAGUUUCAGCUCCAACAGUUUGUCUGCUACGCCAGAACAUGCAAGAGAUAAAAUCUUGUCCUAUACACUCAUACGACUGGUAUGCAAGCUUGUCGACUACUUAGCUCCAAUACUGAACCCUGACCCUCUACUGCCCCAUGGGGGACCAACGUCAGUGGGGGAUACGAAUGCGGAAUACAUAUACCUGGAAAACCAAUUCGAUUCGUGGAUUCAGAUCCUCUCACCCUCAUUUCAUCCAGACGGGUCCUUCUUAACCCGGCACGACGAGCGCGGAACUUCGAAAUUAUUUGGCCGUGAGCUUUGGUUUAGCAAUGACCUAUGCGCCACCACUAUGAUGUACUACCAUAUGGCUCGCAUGCUCCUGCUUAUCCAUCGCCCCUCCCUCCUUCUCUUCGGCUCUAUCUCACAAGGAGAACGAACUCCAUUCGAUCUAUUAUACACUUACCGGAUCAUUGAACGGCAGCUACACCUUCACGCGUCUGAAGUCAUCGCAAUCAUUCAAGGAACACUCUGUGACGCAGUAAAACUAAGAGCCAUUCAGCCUUUGUAUGUUGCAGGUCGAUGCUGCACGGAUACAGCGGACAGGCAUCUCCUAGUUGGAAUGUUUAGGGACAUACAAGACUCUUUAGGCAUCGCCACCGAAUACCGGGUCAAAACCUUACUCCAAGAGUGGGACCUGCCUUAUGAAGCGCUUGGAAUUGAAGAGAGACCGAUGGCUGAAUCACCAUGA